AUGGAACCUUUUCAAGUGACCACGCCUAUUUUAAAACUCCUCCUUCGUCUUCAGAAGUAUAUUAAAGAGUCUUCUAUAAAAUCUCCCCGUAUUACUGAUAGUACUAUUGAAUUUCUUGAUAGGCAAGGAGACCAGGUUCCUAUUAAUUUAGCACCAGAAAUUAAUGAUGAUUUGUUAGAAACUCGUAUGCCUCUUUUUAUUGAAGAUCUUCACCGAAUCGGUGACCCUGCGAAAGAACUCUGUAAGGUUGAAGAAAGAUUAGCAAUGCAUAAUUGGGACGAAGAAGUUAAAAGAGAAAUGAAGGAUCGAUUUACCUAUCGAAGUUAUAAGAAUGCAUUGAGGAUUACCCAUCGUGUUUAUAAUCUUUAUUACAUAUGCGGUACCCAUAAUCUACUGACUACUUGCCAUUUAUCUGCUAAUAUUUUAUUAGAAAUGAAUAUUGGAAAUUUUAACAUAUUACUGGAAGAAGCACGAUUAGGGAGUCAAAAGGAGAUUGAGCAAUUACUAGCCCUUGAUUAA
Messenger RNA from Racocetra persica, 519 nucleotides. The record is from the annotation of a GenBank genome assembly. Lineage: Eukaryota; Fungi; Glomeromycota; Glomeromycetes; Diversisporales; Gigasporaceae.